Engraulis encrasicolus (European anchovy) is the source of this 1671-nucleotide messenger RNA. Its product is annotated as delta(14)-sterol reductase TM7SF2. Gene Ontology annotation, molecular function: Delta14-sterol reductase activity. Gene Ontology annotation, cellular component: endoplasmic reticulum membrane; nuclear inner membrane. The record is from RefSeq and is a predicted model, not a curated record. The transcript is spliced from 13 exons. Bases 67 to 1587 code for a protein of 506 amino acids. Gene Ontology annotation, biological process: cholesterol biosynthetic process. Lineage: Eukaryota; Metazoa; Chordata; Actinopteri; Clupeiformes; Engraulidae.
CAGCAACGUCCAUCUUGCCAAAUCCCAACAGUCGCCUACUGACUAAUUUAAGUGUCAGUAGAAAACAUGAAUGGACACGCUCAUUUAAAUGGGGUCACAGGAAGCACCGCAACACAAUGUCACAGAAAUGAGGAAGAGCUGGAGAAAGAUGCUGUGAAUCGCCCUCAUGACAAGAUGGAGGAAGAGGAAGAGGAAGCAUGGAGCAAUGCCCGUAUAGUUCGAGUGUGCAUGAUGAUGACCCCCUUAGUGAUGCUGCUGUAUGAAGGCUGUCGACCUGCGGAGGCUCGCUGGGCCAGUAUGCCAUCCUGUGAUUGGACAACGCUGCUGGGUGACAUCACCAAGCUUUCCUCUGAUUGGCCCGCGCUGCCGUGUGACAUCACCAUGCCCUUCUGGGAUUGGACAAUGCUGCUUGUGGUCUGUGUGUAUACCGUGAUGCAAGGAGCCCUCUACUAUCUCCCCUUCGGUGAAGUAGAGCAUCGGGGAAAGGAUAAGGAUGGAAAUGCCUUAAAGUACAACUGUAAUGGUUUACAUGCGUUUGUGCUGAGCUCAGCUGUGUUGGUGGGCAUGUGGAGUGGUGGUGUGUUCAAGGCCCAAGAGGUGACAGCCAAUAUCUACUCUCUUAUGUGGGCCUCCUACCUCUGCUCCCUACUCAUGGCCUCUCUCCUAUACCUCCACUCAUCACCUCACUCUGGUAAGGUUUUACACCAACGAUCAAACCCACGCAAAGCUACUGGGCCGGAUGGUGGUGUCAGUAACAGGACUUUGAAAAUGUGUGCAGAGGAUCUGGCGCAGCCCUUUCAAAGACUUUUCCAGUGGUCCAUAGACACUGGCUCCUCGAUCCGAGCGUUUGCUCUUGGCCAGGACAUUAACCACCGAGUAUUUGGCAUCAACAUGAAACACUUCUUCAUGGUCAGGAUCGGAUUCAUGGGAUGGGGUAUGGUCGUAAUAUGUUACCUGUUGGCGGAGCUGGAGAAAGAUGGCGUCGUUUCUCUUCCAAUGCUCCUGGUGGUGACCUUUCAACUCCUAUACAUCCUGGAUUUCCUUGUAGAUGAGGCGUCAGUGUUGCCUACCAAGGAGUUUACGCAGGACGGGAUUGGCUUCCUGAUGAUCCAGGGGGAGUACAUCUACAUUCCAUUCUACUCUAGCUCCGCCCCUUACUUCCUGCUCCAGAGGCCCGGGGCCAUCAGCCUGCCCGCUGCUCUCCUCAUCUGUCUCCUCUAUGGUCUUGGUUUCAUCAUGUAUUAUAUUUCCAAUGACCAAAAGGACCGUUUUCGCAAAGACCCGAGUGACCCAACUAUUGCAGGUCUGAAGACCAUUGCCAGUCCCAGUGGGCAGGACCUGCUGGUGUCAAGCUGGUUUGGAUGGGUGCGGCACCCGAACUACUUAGGGGACAUCAUGAUGACCUGGGCUUGGACACUCCCCUGUGGGUUCUCCAGCGUUCUGCCGUACGUUCCGGCUCUGCUGUGCACCAACCUGCUGCGGGAGAGGGCCCUGGAGAUGGAGGAGGGCUGCGAGGAGAAGCACGGGGAGGCCUGGAGGGAGUACUGCCGCAAGGUGCCCUACCAGCUGAUACCCCAUGUCUACUGAGGGGGCCUAACCUGUAUUAGUGUUACUAUUAUUAUUAUUAUUAAAAUUAUUAUUGUAUUAUUGCCCUAUCAGCUGAUACCUCAU